CCUUAGCUGUGGCUCCUCGGCCUCCUCCGGCUGCUGCCUCUGCUGCUGCCUCCUCCUUCCCCACCUCCUCCGUCCGGGGAGAGACCGCGGGGCCCGAGGGGCGGCGGCAGCGGCGGCAGCGCUAUGGAGCCGGGGCCGGGUGGCCGAGGCGCAGCGCGCGGACAGCGGCCCCCGAACGCCGCGCAGCCCCGGGAGCAGGAGCGGAAGCUGGAGCAGGAGAAGCUGUCCGGGGUGGUGAAGAGCGUCCACCGGCGGCUCCGCAAGAAAUACCGCGAAGUGGGAGACUUUGAUAAGAUUUGGCGAGAACACUGUGAAGAUGCAGAAACACUUUGUGAAUAUGCUGUUGCAAUGAAAAAUUUGGCAGAUAAUCACUGGGCAAAAACUUGCGAGGGUGAAGGUCGCAUUGAAUGGUGUUGUAGUGUAUGCAGAGAGUAUUUCCAAAAUGGUGGGAAGAGAAAAGCACUUGAGAAAGAUGAAAAACGAGCUGUCCUCGCCACUAAGACCACUCCAGCCUUAAACGUUCACGAGUCUUCUAAACUUGAAGGUCCUUUAACAAACCUCAGCUUUACAAGCCCUGAGUUUAUAACUGAGUUGCUUCAGGCCUCAGGAAAGAUAAGAUUACUUGACGUUGGCAGCUGCUUUAAUCCGUUUUUGAAGUUUGAAGAAUUUCUAACUGUUGGCAUAGAUAUUGUACCUGCUGUAGAGAGUGUGUAUAAGUGUGACUUCCUGAACUUGCAGCUGCAGCAGCCGCUCCAACUUGCACAAGACGCUAUAGACGCUUUUCUGAAGCAACUGAAAAAUCCUAUUGAUUCUCUUCCAGGAGAACUUUUUCAUGUGGUUGUUUUCUCUCUCCUCCUUUCCUAUUUUCCAUCACCCUACCAGCGAUGGAUUUGCUGUAAGAAAGCCCAUGAGCUGUUAGUGCUGAAUGGCUUACUGCUCAUCAUCACCCCCGACUCCUCCCAUCAGAACCGGCACGCCAUGAUGAUGAAGAGCUGGAAGAUUGCUAUAGAAUCCCUGGGCUUUAAGCGCUUCAAGUAUUCAAAAUUUUCUCAUAUGCAUCUCAUGGCUUUUAGAAAAACCUCCCUUAAAACCACGAGUGACUUGGUUAGUAGGAACUAUCCAGGGAUGUUAUAUAUUCCUCAAGAUUUCAACAGUGUAGAAGAUGAGGAGUAUUCUAACCCUUCCUGCUAUGUCCGAUCAGAUAUAGAAGAUGAACAACUAGCGUACGGUUUCACAGAGCUCCCUGAUGCUCCUUAUGAUUCAGAUUCUGGAGAAAGUCAAGCCAGCUCUAUCCCAUUCUAUGAGCUAGAGGAUCCCAUCUUACUUUUAAGCUAA
Messenger RNA from Rattus norvegicus (Norway rat), 1335 nucleotides. RefSeq names its product S-adenosylmethionine sensor upstream of mTORC1 (gene Samtor). NCBI's taxonomy places the organism in Eukaryota, Metazoa, Chordata, Mammalia, Rodentia, Muridae. Gene Ontology annotation, molecular function: methyltransferase activity. Bases 124 to 1335 code for a protein of 403 amino acids. The record is from RefSeq and is marked validated. The transcript is spliced from 5 exons.